AUGUUUGACAAACUGGAAAGAUACAAAAUAGUGAUAGGAGAUUUCUGGGAAUGGUCUGAUAAUUAUGGGGCCUCCAAAAUAUUGAAGCUCAAGCUCGCUACUAUCAUUCAUUUAGAGCAUGGGGUUAAAGAACUCAUUAAAGGAGUGGAGGAUUUGUACUUGGAUGAAGUAAAUGGAAUCUCCAAUGUGCUUUACCAUUUGAAUGGAGAAGGAUUUCCUUUGUUAAAGCAUAUUCACAUACAAAAUAAUGGAGAAAUUCAACACAUCAUCAACUCAAUGGAGAGAAAACUAAGUCAUGUUUUCUUCCCCAAGUUGGAGACAUUAAUACUUCAGAAUCUAAAUAAAUUGGAGAAGAUAUGUCAUGGCUCAUUUACGAAUAAUUCGUUCGUAAAACUUAGAUCCAUCAAAGUCAAAUGUUGUGGCCAGUUGGAGUAUCUCCUGUCAAUGUUGAUGGUCAAAGCUCUUUGCCAACUUGAUGAGAUUGAAGUUUCAGAUUGCAAUUCUAUGAAGAAGAUUGUGUUUAUGGAAAAUUCCUUCUCAAACUCUGUAACUGUUGAUGACGAUAUUGAGUUUUGUUCAUUGCGAUCCUUGACAUUGCGAUAUCUGUCAGCCAUUGAGGAUUUCUACUCUGCCAAUUCUUUUCACAAGUUGGCUAAACUGAGUGUUGAGAACUGUCGCAGCUUGAAGUGUUUAUUCUCGGCUUCUAUGGUUAGAAGUUUUCCAAACCUUAAGGAGCUUGAGAUAGGAGAGUGUGAGAUGAUGGAGGAGAUAAUUGUUACAGAGGGGAGAAAUGAUGCGGCAAUAGAAGAGGUUGGGCUUACAAAAUUGGAGACUGUCGUAAUAAGCAACAUGGAAAGGUUAAAGAAAGUAUGGCACUCCCAAUUUGAUGGGCUCAAGACUAUGGAGGUGAAUAAUUGUGGGAAACUUGAGAAUAUUUUCCCAUCUGAUAUGCACAUAACAUUUGAAAGAAUGGAGACAUUGAAGGUCAGUGAUUGCUGUUCUGUUAAAGAGAUAUUCCAAUUACCUGCCAUUGAAGAGGACACAAGGAAGACACGGGUCACACAAUUGAAGAAACUCCAUCUACUUCACUUGCCCAAGUUGAAACAGAUAUGGAGUAAGGAUCCCCAAGGAACCUUCCGCUUUCGUAAUCUCCAAGAUGUCCAUGUUGAAGAUUGUGAAACUUUAGAAUAUCUCUUCCCAUUUUCAAUAGCCAUGGAUCUUCAUCAACUCGAACAACUCACAAUGAACUUUUGUGGAAUUGAUGAAAUCGUAGCAAAGAAAGAGGGACCCAUGGAGGAUGAAGCCAUAUUUCACUUUGAUCGAUUAUACUGCUUGCAGAUUUGGAACAUGCGUCAACUUGACAGGUUUUAUAGUGGAAGCCACAGUUUAAUGUGCCCAUCAUUGAGAAUUUUAGAUGUCUUUAGAUGUGCGCAAUUGAAGCUAUUGGGGAGGCAGAGUACAAUUAACCAAAGAAAGAAUGGUGAUGACCAGAAUUCGCAUCUCUACUUUGCGCAACAACCUCUCUUUGUAAUUGAAGAGGUGAUUCCUAAGUUGGAAGAGUGGACAUUAAAUAACAAGGACGCCAAAUUGAUGUUGAUAGACCCACAGUGGAAGGACCACUAUUUGAGUAAAUUGAAGCGUCUUCGAAUGUCCAAUUUUGAUGAUAAACUAGCAGCAACUUUUCUUGACUCGAUUGUACAAAAGGCACCAAACUUGAAAGAUCUAAUUAUUGACCAUAGUUCCUUAAGUGAGAUAUUUAGAGAUGAAAGAGCUGCAUAUAAGGAAGGAGAGAACAAAAUCAACACCCAACUUGAAUUCUUAUUGCUGUAUAAUCUACAAUUGCAACAUAUAUGCAGGGAAGGAUGCAAAAUCGACCCAAUUCUUGAGGUUCUUGAAAUUUUAUGCGUUAAAAAAUGCGCCAAUUUGAAAACUUUGGUUCCUUCCUCCGUCACUUUUUCCCACUUGACAUAUUUGGAGAUUAUCGAGUGCAAUGGACUGAUCAACUUAAUUUACUCAUCGACUGCCACAAGUUUGGUCAAUUUGCAAGGCAUAACAUUAAAAGAAUGCAAUUCACUUGAAGAAAUAGUAACGCAGGGGAUGAAAGAGGCAAGGGAUGAAAUUAUAUUCAGAAGUUUGAGAACUUUAGAAUUGGAAAGCUUGCAGAGGCUCAAUAGUUUUUCAUCUAGUCACUACUUCUUCAGGUUCCUGUUGUUGGAGAGAGUUGUUGUGAGGCAUUGUCCAAGGAUGAAAACCUUCUGCGAAAGAGCAACAAGCACACCAAUGCUGAGAAAGGUAAUAAUAAAAGAGGGGGAAGAUGAAGAGUGGUUCUGGGAAGGUGACUUGAAUAGAACAAUAACAAAGAUCUAUGAGGAUAAGGCUGAUCAAAUUGUAGAUACAACAGAACAAGAAAUAUCCGAGCUUCCAAGUUCAUCUGAUGAUGACGAGCAAAAAGAGAAAGCCUCAUCAACAGAUCCUCAAGAUGCAGAAAAAUCACAUGAUCCAUCUAGUGGGACUGUAGAAAUGUGUGACACAAUCAAGAAGUCUUCAAUUUCAACUUCUCAAAUUGUCCCAAGCUCUACCAUGAUUCCCAGUGCAGAUGGAUCAGGUGAUGCAUGCAUUGAGGCUCAAAAGAUGUGCGAUACUACCAUGAAGCCUUCAAGUGAUCCAACGACUCAGAAUGUACCAAACUCUACCAUGAUUCCUGAUGCAGCCCCAAUAGAUCCAUCACCUGCAAAAGCUCUGGAACCUAUGACUUCAUCAAUACUGGAAUCGAAUACUCAUAGUGGUCACAAGUGGUUUAGUGACAUUCCAAAACAAAACUUACCAUAUUUGGAGGCUGGGGUGAAACGUCAUCCACAAGUGCUUGACUGGUUCGGUACAAAGCGGAGGAGAGUAUUCGCUUCCUUAUUCAUCGAAGUCACUCGCAUUCUGAGGACCACUCGGAGAUGCGACUUAACAGAGGAUGAUCAAAGCUACAUCAAAGAGUGUUGCACUGCCUUAGAAGCAAUUGGUUUUGAUGCUUCCUGGCUCAGUUAUGUGCAUGGCUGCAUUGAGAGCCGUGGUGAUGGAAAUCAACUCAUGAGAAAGCUUGAGGAGACCGAAGCCAAAGUUUCUGCUCUUAGAAAUGAGUUAGCUUCUGCUGAGGCAUGCUUGGUGUCAUUGCGAGAUGAGGCGAAUAGGCUCCAUAAUUUUAUUGAGUCAUGA
Messenger RNA from Neltuma alba, 3204 nucleotides. RefSeq lists its product as uncharacterized. The record is from RefSeq and is a predicted model, not a curated record. The transcript has 8 exons. Bases 1 to 3204 code for a protein of 1067 amino acids. Lineage: Eukaryota; Viridiplantae; Streptophyta; Magnoliopsida; Fabales; Fabaceae.